UAAGUUUAAGCCCCUUAUUCUCCCUCUCUGGGAACCUGGGAUUGUUUGUGUUUCUGGGUGAGGAACAAGCUCACUAGUUCCUGUAACCAGUCAGGGAAGGGGAAAUGGAAAGUAAAGAAAAGAGAAGCCAGAGAGCAGAAGUCCAUUGCCUGAUAGCUCUUCUCUAUGCAUUCCCAUCUCCCCUUGUGUCCACCGACACAGCAAAUGUGUGAGUGCAUGUGCAUAUGCACACACACACAAACACCCCACCUCCGACUAUCCCUCCUACUCCCUCAUCUUCAGUGGCCUCUCCCUGGACCACACAGGUGAGUGCCCGAACCUGCUGUCACCAUGGCGACUGCUCAACACCAGCAGAUGGUAUAGGAAUAUGUGUCCAUGGAGUUCUCUAGCUCCACCACCCACAUGGAGACCUUCUCCCAGACAACCAAGACCGUGGGAGAGUGGCUGACCUCAGAUGACUCAGGCAACUACAGGUACAUUACAAACAAUAAGCACACAGAUGCCAUUACACUGUCCUUGCUGACAACAGAGUCUAGGGUUUCCCUGACCCAAAAAAAGAAGCAGGAGGUGACAAACGAAAAGGAGAUGCUGAUGACUUGGGCCAAGGUACCCAGUAAGGACUUUGCAAAGGUCUAUGUGGAGUAUGGCUCCCCUGACUUGGGAAGGCUGCUCAAAAUAAAGAGGGAAAUAGAAGUGGAGGGAUAUGGAGCCUACAGCUCUGGUCAGCUCAUGAGGUAGUUGGGUACCAAGUGCACGCUGGUUACCACUAACAUAAACAUGAGCAAUGCCAGUGCCUACAGCCUGAGUGGGAGAUACGUGGAUAAGCACCAUGGCAAUGAGCCAAAGGUCAUGGAAGAAGUGAAACUGGUGGCAGUGACCGUGCAGACAGCUGUGUUUGAGAUCCACCCCUCCAAGGAAGAGAAUGACUCUGCGUGGCAGUUCAAAGGAAGGGGUAACAAGUAUGAUCUCAGACCAUCUGAGAAUGGUCUGACUCACACAGUUAAGAUCAAAAAUGCCAGACUCAGCAACAUUCUGUCUACGGGCCUUCCCUUUAGAUCUAUGAGCAGCUUCAAAAAUGCAUGUGUAAAAGAGAGGAGCCGCUCACCCCUUGAAUGUGAGCUGAUGUCUAAGGAUGCAUCAGUAGCCUGAGAGGAAGAUGGGUGACUGCUGUCAAAUAGCCUCAAGUACAGUGCGAGCCACACAGGCAAGCAAACUGAGUUGGUCAUUAGUGAUACACAGAGCGGAGAUGACAGGGAAUACACCACAGUGGCCAUGGAGGAUGGGCACCCUGUGAAUACAGCAAUUCUGACCAUCUCCAGCAACCCUAGUUAUCCCAAACUUCUUGAUCCCAACCAUCCCUUACUCCCUCUCCAUGACUGCUCCACACUGCCUCUUACCACCUCACAUCUGGCAACCAUGAAGAGUGGCAUGUCAACCAUGCACUCAGCCCUGGCUGAGUUGUGUAUGACAAAAGGAGAUGUUGACUUGGCCAAUGCUUGCACUCAUACAUGCUCCUCCUCACCUCAGAUCACAAGCUUGCCUGGUAUGUCGAUGGUAAAGCAGGGUGAGGAAUAACAUGCUCAUUUUCCCAACAUGGACACGAAGCAUGAAUGAAAAUACACAUUCUGGGAAAACGGCACAGAAAAUGAAGUCUCCGUAUCCACUGUAGGUAAGGCCCUCUAAAGCUGUCUUGUGACCAUGAAGGUGACUAAGAUGCCCUUCCAAGCAAGGCUGUUCCCCAAAGUGACCUAGUUCAAGGAUGGUAUGUAGGUGACCAAGAGGAAGCAUGUGUCUGUGGAACUCAGGGAAGACCAGGACCUGCUCACCAUCUCCAAUUGUAUACAUAAAGGCAUCAGCUUGGUCCUAUUCAGCCUCAGAAGUCACAUAGCAACGGCAACUGUGAACCUCAAUGUGCUAGGUGAGGGCACAGCCAUGGAGUUGUUUGAGAGCCCUCAGCUCUCAGUAAUCAAAGAGGGUGGCUGGGAUGGAGGCCCUGGACAGAUAAAGGCAGUUGGCAAGAAGUCCUGGAUUAAGACAGGGGAGGCGGAUGACAAAGUGCCCAGCUUCACCACAGAAGAGGGAAAAGCUUACAUGCGCUGUAUUCUGGUGGUCAGUUGAGAGGGUGGUAGUGACCCACCUGAGACUGAGGAAACCUUUCCUCAUAAUCCCAUAGUUGAGAGAUACUGCCUAGUGUUAAGGAACGCACCUAAGGGUCAGGAUAGGGCUGUUUGGCCACUGAGACAGGACCUACCAUCCAGCUACAACCUUGAGAUGAGAGCUGAAGGCAGCAAGAAGAGUACAAAGUGCAUGGAAGGCGGCAUCUCAGGUACCCGCUACGUGGCAGUGGUCCUCACCAAGAUGCCAAAAAACUUCUUUCAUAUCCAAAUUGUCAGUAAGGCUGGGGUUGGGGACCCUGUGGAGCUAGAUAAGGAUCCAUACCAUGUUACCACCAGAUCUCACCGGCUGGGAGACACAGAUGGAAUACUUCCCAGUGUUCUGGAGCAGUCAGACAUCUUGAAAGACAGCAUCACCAUCAAGGGCUGGAAAACCAUCACCAAGGGCAAAAAUUAGCCCUAAUUCCUCAUUAACAACAUCAAGUGUUCUGACUACAGAGAGUAUCAGAUCUUGCUUCAGAAUGAGUUUGGAGUCACACACUAUGCUGUUUACAUGCUGGUAGCAGGUACAGAGGGCAGCAGAGGCCAUUUGCAGCCACCCUUCUACACCCUGUGUAGCUCCCCACAGCUACUUAAGCAACCUAAGGCACAACUUUUGCGGCCUGCAAACCUAAAGCUAUUUGAAGAGGCCCCCAACACAGUGACUCUGACCUGGAAGCAAAAUCCUGAUCUCCAAGAUGGUGAUGCCUACUGAAGAGGGAUGAAAGUCACCCCCACCUGGUUCACUGCAACUGUGGGUGCCCUCAGUGACAAGUACAUGGUGGCCAGCAGGAAAUGCUACUUCAGAGUGGUGGCUCAAAAUGAAAUAGGUGACAGUGACCCACUGUACUCCAUGGAUUCCUGGCUUGCCAAUAAAGACCACAGUGAAUACAGAACUUGGAAUCUGUGCGUUGUGUCAGGAAUCCCUGAUGGUGAAGAGGACAUAGGGUCCUCCAUUACACCCCCAGAGAUCCCUGAGUCACUCUAG
Molecule: messenger RNA, 3141 nt
Organism: Rattus norvegicus (Norway rat)
Lineage: Eukaryota; Metazoa; Chordata; Mammalia; Rodentia; Muridae
Source: RefSeq, a predicted model, not a curated record